Molecule: messenger RNA, 3361 nt
Organism: Papaver somniferum (opium poppy)
Lineage: Eukaryota; Viridiplantae; Streptophyta; Magnoliopsida; Ranunculales; Papaveraceae
Product: ER membrane protein complex subunit 1-like
Exons: 12
Coding region: 128-3088 (986 amino acids)
Biological process (GO): protein folding in endoplasmic reticulum
Cellular component (GO): EMC complex
Molecular function (GO): protein binding
Source: RefSeq, a predicted model, not a curated record
AUUCUCCAAUAAGGUGGGUGACCUUCCCCAAGCCGGCUACUCUCAGAUCUACUCUGCUGAGAAGAGCAGUACAGAAAAAACCAUAGAGGGAACGAGAGUGAGAGAAAAACAAAGAGUCUCACAAACAAUGAAAGUCACCAUGGCGAUGGUGAUUAGGGUUUUCCUUCUCCUCUUAGUUUCAUUCUAUUCAAUCCCCAGUUUUGCUAUAUAUGAAGAUCAAGUUGGAUUAAUGGAUUGGCAUCAACAAUAUAUCGGGAAAGUCAAGCAAGCAGUAUUUCACACUCAGAAAGCUGGAAGAAAGCGUGUUGUUGUAUCUACUGAGGAAAAUGCUAUUGCUUCUCUGGAUCUCCGGAGAGGAGAUAUAUUUUGGAGACAUGUUCUUGGGAGUGGUGAUGUUAUUGACAAGUUGGAUAUCGGCUUUGGCAAAUACGUGUUUAGUCUUUCAUCAGGAGGCAGUAUUCUGAGAGCAUGGAACCUUCCCGAUGGGCAGAUGGUGUGGGAGUCUUAUCUUCAAGGCUCAGUGUCCUCAAAGUCAAUCUUAUGUAUACCAUCGAGCUUGAAAUAUGGCAAAGACAACAUAAUUCUUGUUUUUGGGAUGGGUUCUCUCCAUGCUGUAUCAAGCAUAGAUGGUGAAGUUAUUUGGAGAAAAGAUUUAGCUGCUGAAAGUUUGGAGAUCAAGCAAGUCCUUCAGCCCCAUGGCAGUGAUGUUGUAUAUGCUAUAGGAUUUGUUGGGUCAGAAUUUGUUACGUAUGAAAUUAAUGCCAGAAGCGGUGAGGUACUAAAACGCACAAGCAAGACCUUCCCUGGUGGCUUUUCUGGAGAAUUAUCGUAUGUAUCCAACGACAUGCUAGUGGCAUUGGAUACUACUGGGUCAACUAUAAUUUCAAUACGUUUUGGGGAUGGUCAGAUCAGCUUUCACCAGACUGCCAUCUCAGAUCUAAUCGAGAAUUUUUCUGGAAUGGCCUCAAUUUUUCCUUCAAAACUAACAAGCAUGGUUGCUCUUAAAUUCAAUUCAGUUAUAGUGUUUGUAAGAGUGACAGGUUUCGGCGAAUUAGAGGUGGUAGAAAAAAUUGAUAGUCCAGCUGCUAUUAGUGAUCCUCUCUCUGUCUCAGAAGGACAACAAGCUUUUGCAGUUGUUCAAAACGGUGAAAGUAAGAUUAGUAUCACGGUGAAACAAGCUAAUGACUGGAGUAGUGGUAAUCUGCUAAAGGAAACAAUUGUUAUGGACCAACAAAGAGGGAAUGUGGAGAAGGUUUUUAUAAACAGUUAUAUUCGAACAGACAGGAGUUAUGGAUUUAGGGCUUUGAUUGUCAUGGAGGAUCAUUCAUUAUUGCUGCUACAACAAGGUGAGAUUGUCUGGAGCAGAGAUGAUGGGCUUGCUUCAAUUCUUGAUAUGACUACAUCAGAACUUCCAGUUGAAAAGGAGGGUGUAUCUGUUGCUAAAGUAGAGCACAGCCUGCUUGAGUGGCUCAAGGGACAUCUGCUGAAACUUAAAGGAACUUUAAUGCUUGCAACUCCUGAAGAAGUAGUGGCUAUACAAGGAAUGAGGUUAAAAAGCUCCCAAAAGAACAAAAUGACAAGAGACCACAAUGGUUUUAGAAAGCUGCUGAUAGUGCUCACAAGAGCAGGGAAGAUUUUUGCUCUGCACACUGGUGAUGGGCGCGUUGUGUGGUCCCUUUUGCUUCCUGCUUUUAAGAAAUCAGAAGCCUGCCCAAAUCCUACUGGAUUAAAUUUAUACCAGUGGCAGGUUCCUCAUCACCAUGCAUUGGAUGAGAAUCCAUCUGUUCUUGUAGUUGGUAGUUGUGGAGGUUCCGAGGCACCGGGUGUUCUCUCAUUUGUUGAUACUUAUACUGGAAAGGAACUCGACUCUUUAACCCUAGGUCAUUCCAUUGAUCACAUUAUUCCACUCCCAGUUACAGAUUCAACAGAACAGCGACUUCACCUUCUUUUAGACAGAAAGGGACAUGCAUUCUUAUAUCCUAGAACACCCGAGGCUCUCAAGCUAUGUCAAGUUGAGCUCCCCAAUAUAUACUGGUACCUAAUUGAAGCCGAUAAAGACAUCAUUAGAGGGCAUACAUUGCGCAAAACAUGUAAUUUUGAAGGUGCGGAUGAAUAUUGCUUUGAUGCCAGAGACUUGUGGUCAAUUGUUUUCCCUUCAGAUUCAGAGAAGAUUGUUGCUACUGCUACGAGAAACUUGAACGAGGUGGUACACACUCAAGCAAAAGUGGUAGAUCAUGAUGCGAUGUAUAAGUAUUUAUCAAAGAAUAUGAUCUUUGUAGCUACUGUUAGUCCAAAGGGUGCUGGUGAGAUUGGAUCAGCCACCCCAGAGGAAUCUUCAUUGGUUGUAUAUCUUAUUGAUACCAUAACUGGUCGAAUACUUCACCGUGUGUCUCACCAUGCUGCACAGGCUCCUGUUCAUGCUGUUUUUAGUGAGAACUGGGUAAUCUACCACUAUUUCAAUCUCCGAGCUCACAGAUAUGAGAUGUCUGUCAUUGAGAUUUAUGAUCAAUCCCGAGCGGAAAACAAAGAUAUAUGGAAACUAAUUCUCGGAAAGCAUGAUCUUAGCUCACCCAUUUCAUCGUACUCUCGACCAGAAGUGAUGGUCAAAUCACAGAGUUAUUACUUUACACACUCUGUGAAAACAAUGGCAGUUUCAUCAACAGCUAAGGGUAUAACAUCUAAGCAGAUUCUAAUCGGCACAAUUGGGGAUCAGGUCUUGGCUCUGGACAAGAGAUUUUUAGAUCCUCGCCGAACUCCCAAUCCCACACCUGCAGAGAGAGAAGAAGGUUUAAUACCUCUAACAGAUGCAUUACCAAUCAUUCCUCAGUCCUUUGUUACACACUCACUUCUAGUGGAAGGUCUACGCGGCAUAGUUACUAUUCCUACAAAGUUGGAAUCUACUAGUCUUGUCUUUUCAUACGGAGUGGAUCUCUUUUUCACAAGAAUUGCACCCUCACGUAUCUAUGAUUCACUCACGGAAGAUUUUAGCUAUGCUUUACUUCUACUUACAAUUGUGGCAUUGAUUGCCGCAAUUUUUGUUACGUGGGUAAUGUCCGAGAAGAAGGAACUGAAUGAGAAAUGGAGGUGAGCGAGAUUCCAUUACCUCUCUCUAAAUUUUUGUAUUCCCUUUGAAUAACUGAUUCUCCUCUUCUUUUGUCUAGUAAGGUAGAUUCUUUUUAACUUGUAAUAUUACUAAUUCUUAGUUUUAGUGACAGCCCCUUCAUUUAUUAAAUUCUCUUUUUUUUUGGCGUAAUUUGAUGGCUACUCACUCUGUUAAUGUAUAUUCUACCUUUCAAAAAAGAAGAUGUACAACAAGAAUUGGUGAUUCUUUUUUUAUUUUAUAUUUUUUGUGCCACAUUAA